AUGACUAUGCUUGAUGAUUUAGUUGUGAAAAUCAUCUCAUACUUGCCUUUGAAGUUUGUAAUUCAAUGUAAAGUUCUAAACAAGGAUUUUUAUGCUAGAAUUUCUGGACCUAAAUUUCUUCAAACUUUGUCCCAACGUCAAAAGAUCUCUACACUAAUCAGUUCACUAAAUAGAUCAGUGUCUGAAACUAUCCAUAAAAUCUCCCUAAAUAGUGUACCAGCCAGUCAUUAUUUUGAGACGACAACUUUACCCGUUAGGAUUAACAUUUUAGCUAUAUCCAAGGGUCUAGUUCUCAUCGACUUUAAUGAAUCUAAGAACUUCUGUAUUCUCAAUCCUAUAACUGGUGCACACCACUUGAUUCGAUACCCAGAUAGAGCAAGUUAUUGUAGACUAAGUGUUCCAGGCUUCAUUGUUGAUUACCCAACUUCAGAUCAUUAUAUGUUGGUAAUAGCCAGUGGGAUUUGUGAACCGUUUGAAAGAGACGGGUACAAUUUUAGUGUAUUGUCAUCGGAGCUAUCUGGUGUGUGGCGCGAAAUCCCGUUGAGAAUGAAUAUACAUGAACCAUUUCAUUUGCACGUUACUAAACCUGUUUACGUCAAUGAUUCCUUUCAUUGGCUCAGAUGGAAAGGUGGUGUUCUUGCUUUUCAUACAAAGAAAGAAAAGGCUAUAAUAAUUGAUCUUCCUGAGCUCACGAUCAUGGAUUAUGAUAAUCCCUUUAGCAGAGAAUGGUUAGGGGUAACCCACGGUUUACUUACCCUUGUUUGCACCUAUGAGAAGUUCCUAGUCAUUGCUACAUAUGAUUAUGGAAGCAACGAAUGGAGUGUUUCCCAUAGUAUUACGAUCGACUUUAUUAUGGGCUUGGACUACUACAAUUAUUGUUUUCCAGUUUGGAUCGACGACAGCGAACGGGUAUUUUUCUUAGUAGAAUAUCCCUGGGCACAUGAUCAUGAUUCUAAGAUCAACAACUAUAAAAUUACUGCAGAUUUGAAGAAUUGCCUUGGUAUAUUUAAGUAUGACUUUUAUGCCUUUGCACCAACAUUAGCCAGUGUUCAUACGAGGCUCUCACAUGUUGUCCACCGUAAGCAUCUAUCAUCUAUCACUGCAACCUUAGAUGAGCUCAAAAGAUUUAUUAGAGAGAGUUAG
Molecule: messenger RNA, 1143 nt
Organism: Capsicum annuum
Lineage: Eukaryota; Viridiplantae; Streptophyta; Magnoliopsida; Solanales; Solanaceae
Product: putative F-box/kelch-repeat protein At1g20790
Exons: 1
Coding region: 1-1143 (380 amino acids)
Molecular function (GO): protein binding
Source: RefSeq, a predicted model, not a curated record